Molecule: messenger RNA, 1561 nt
Organism: Closterium sp. NIES-67
Lineage: Eukaryota; Viridiplantae; Streptophyta; Zygnematophyceae; Desmidiales; Closteriaceae
Source: the annotation of a GenBank genome assembly
CAGUCAGUUGAUAAAUUCUCUGCACCGUUGCUAUCGCCGGUCAGUCCGCCAGUCAGUCUGUGUUUGCUGCUUGUGGGUCCUGCCAUUCGGUUCACGCAGAACCCCGCUGCGUCGCCUCGCUCCGCGUCUUCUGCUGCACUCUCGACGACCAUUAGCCGUGUGCUCCGCAUUACCGCCUCCUCAAUCCAGGCCCAGAUUCGCAGAUUCGCAGUUUCGCAGAAUAGCCUAAGCAAUAGAAGCCGUCGCCGCGAAAAACGUCACCCUCCUUGCGAGCGAGUCCAGGCGAUUUCUAAGUACGCACUCGACCGAUCCGAACAGUCCCAAACAGCCCGGAAAGCCUUCGACCCCAGUGUUGAGUGGUGCGGCGAGAUGAGUCGGCAGAUGUGCGGCGAGUGCAAGCGCAACACGGAGCUGGUCCACGACCACGCGGCGGGCGACCUCAUCUGCGCCGAGUGCGGGCUCGUGGUGGAGGCGCACAGCGUGGACGAGACGUCCGAGUGGCGCACGUUCUCUAAUGAGGCCGCUAACACCGACCCCGUGCGCGUCGGCGGGCCGACCAAUCAGCUGCUGACGGAUGGCGGGCUCACGACGAUGAUCAGCGCGGGGAAGAACGGGCAGGGCGGAGGGGAGCUGCCCGGGCGGAGAGGGUGGGCCAGCCAGGGCUCGAACCCUGACAGGGAUCUGAUCAAUGCGUUCCAGGCGAUUGGGGAUAUGGCGGACAGACUGGGCCUGGUAGCCACCAUCAGGGACCGAGCCAACGAGAUCUUCAAGAAGGUGCAUGACCUCAAGUCCAUCCGCGGGCGCAGCAACGACGCCACGUAUGCUGCCUGCCUCUACAUCGCAUGCAGACAGGAGGACAAACCGCGCACGUUUAAAGAGAUAGGUGCAGCGGGCAACAACAUAUCGAAGAAGGAGAUUGGGCGGGCGACUAAGUUUAUAGUGAAGCAGCUAGAAGCGGAUAUGGGGGCUGUGGACAUGGGCGCAGUGAAUGCAGGCGACUUCAUGCGUCGCUUCUGCUCGCAUUUGGGCAUGGAGGCAGCAGCGGUGCGGGCAGCCAUGGAGGUGGUGCGCAACACAGAGCAGAUCGACAUCCGCACAAGCCGAGCGCCCAUCUCCAAAGCUGCUGCCGCCAUCUACAUGGUCACUCAGCUGUGCAGCAAGCCCGUGCCCACCAAAGGUAGAGUCUCGGUGCUGCUUGUAUGGUAAAUAUGUGUGCACCUUGGGAGGUGCAUUCACCAGAAGCGCCUGUGCCCACCAGAAGCACCUGUGCCCACCAGAAGCCCAUUGAGGCUUGAGCAGAGCGCCCAGCUCUAAAGCCGCUGCUGCCAUGUACAUAGUCACACAGCUGUGCAGCAAACCCGUGCCGACCAAAGGUAGUGUCAGAUGCAACUUCUUGACUUGCAGUGCUUGGGAGGCGAGUACGGGCGCUGACUAGAGGCGCGUUGCACAGAGCUCCCAUUUCCAAGGGGCGCUUCCACCACCUACACAGUCUUACAAGUCUUUCUUACAAGCCCUUUCUUUCUGCUUUCUUUCCCCUGUGCAUGUCCACAGACUUAUUGUG